AUGAGUGUGCUAAUAGAAACCACUAUUGGCGAUGUAGUGGUCGAGUUGGAUUGCAAAAGUUUCCAGAUUGAGUCUUAUAACUUCCUCAAGUUAUGCAAAUCAAAUGUUUACCAAUAUCAAUGCCUAUACAACAUUCAUAAAGAUAGACUUGUUGAAUUUGGUAAUCCUUUGGUAGGCUUUGAAGAUAGAAAAGAACUAAGGGUUCAUAACACUUCAAUUGAAGGGGUGCUUCGAUCACAUCAUCUUGACGAGAUACGACCAGAAUUGAUUAAAACGACCAAAGAUCCCGCCGACCAAGAUAAUGGGUUUUUACAGGUGCGUAAGGGUCGCUUAGGCAUGAAGAUUUCGCGUCAGCCCAAUGGCUCUCUGACGUUGAUUGGCUCUCAAGCGCUCUUGACCCUCAAUGACGAUAGGGAAGAGUUUCAAGACAUUAUCUUCUUUGGAACUGUACUCCAAGAUUCCAUCAAAACGCUGGAUUUCAUUAAUGCAAUGGCUGUCGAUAGUACUCGACGGCCUCUCGUCGACGUAAGGAUACGCAAAAUGCAUGUUAUUCACGAUCCAUUUCCUGAUCCACCUAAUCUCCACACUUUGAACAUCACAGUACCAUCAAAGGAUGUUCGGUUGCCUGAGGACGUUAUAAAGACAUUCCAUCUAGAUCCCGAGAAGCAGGAGAUUCAUUCAUACAUUAGAAGGAAGGAACUGUCAUUGGAAAUAAUGGGUGAUGUGCCUGGUGUUGGGAUAAAACCUUCUGAAAGAGUACUUUUCAUUUGCAGGUUGAAUCCUUCGACGAAGGCAAAAGACAUAGCUACAAUAUUCCACCGAUUUGGUGAAGUUCAUUCGGUAGAGAUAGUUAGGGACAAAGAAAGUGGUCGCUCACUCUGUUAUGGUUUUAUCGAGUUCAACGACCGCAAAGCUUGCGAAUCUGCCUAUAAGAAUAUGAACGGUGUAUUAAUCGAUGACAAGCGGAUUAAAGUAGAUUUUAGCCAAAGUCUUAGUAGGAAUCAAAGACGCUAG
Messenger RNA from Torulaspora delbrueckii, 1014 nucleotides. RefSeq lists its product as uncharacterized. The coding region runs from base 1 to 1014 and encodes 337 amino acids. Gene Ontology annotation, biological process: protein peptidyl-prolyl isomerization. The record is from RefSeq and is a predicted model, not a curated record. Gene Ontology annotation, molecular function: RNA binding; peptidyl-prolyl cis-trans isomerase activity. The transcript has a single exon. NCBI's taxonomy places the organism in Eukaryota, Fungi, Ascomycota, Saccharomycetes, Saccharomycetales, Saccharomycetaceae. Gene Ontology annotation, cellular component: nucleus.